AACAUGUGUACUUUGUUACAUCUGGGACGCAUAAAAGAGACCGGAGACGCCUAAAGAAGGACGACAAGAGCUUGUCCGGUUGCGAGCAAGUGAGUCUUCUGACAUGGAGCGCAUCAAAAAGUCGUCUGAAUGGGUUCCCGCCCGUUACGUCCUGACCGCCAUGUUCUUCCUGGGGAUGAUGAACGCCUACAUCCUCCGCUCCAACAUCAGCGUCGCCAUCGUCGCCAUGAUCAGGACCCCAACGGCUGACGGGAACGGGACAGACCCGUCCACCAGCAUCUGUGGAGAAUUCAGCUUUGGAGCAACAGAUGCCAAUAAAACUACGAACCAAGGAGAGUUCGACUGGGACGAGACGCAGAAAGGCCGCAUCCUUAGCGCCUUUUUCUACGGGUACGUCUUCAUGCAGGUGCCGGGGGGAUAUCUGGAGACCAAGUUCGGUGGGAAGAAGGUGUACGGCAUAAGCAUGCUGAUAGGUGCGGUGUUGACGCUACUGACUCCCGUGGCGGCCAGAACGGAUUUCUGGUUCCUGUUCUUUGUGCGAUUCUUCAUGGGGUUCUUUCAGGGCGUAAUUUUUCCUGCUCAUCACGGUAUGUGGGGGAAGUGGGCACCGCCUCUUGAGCGGAGCAGACUGUUGUCCAUGACGUGUACAGGUACGAAUGUCGGAACGGUGAUCGCUCUGGCACUGUCUGGGUACAUCACAGACAUGCUCGGUUGGCCCUGGGUCUUCUACAUCACAGGAAUCGUCGCCCUGGUGUGGUUUGUGGCAUGGAUGCUGCUGGUGCAUGAUUCACCCGCCGAGCACCCAAGGAUCUCCGAAGAAGAACGAGAGUACAUCGAAAAUUCCAUAGGAACAAAUGCAAAAGAGGAUAUCCCGGUACCAUGGUUGGAGUUUGCAAAAUCCAGAGUUGUGUGGUGCCUUCUGAUUGGUCACUUCUGUAACAACUGGGGAAACUACACUAUGCUGACUAAUCUUCCCAAUUACAUGGACGCCAUCUUGGGCUUCAACAUUGCAGAGAACGGCCUUCUCUCUGCCCUGUCACCGCUGACUAUCUGGGUCUUCACUGUCACUGGAGGAUGGAUCAUUGACGUCAUCAGGUCACGUGAUAUCCUGGACACCCUGAACUCCCGGAGGCUACUAACGUCAAUGGGACAGUUCCUUCCCGCAAUAUUUCUUAUCAUAUCUGGAUUUGUGGGGUGUGACCGCGCAGCCGCAGUGGCGAUGUUGGCUCUGUCAGCCGGCUUUGGUGGGCUGUCAACACCAGGGUUUAAGAUCUGCCACAUUGAAAUCGCCCCGCGGUUCGGAGGCAUACUGUUCGGGAUCACCAACGUGUUCGGGUCAAUCCCAGGAUUCGUUGCGCCCGAAAUCAUUGGUGCUAUGACAAACAACAACCAAACUCGAGAGGCCUGGAUGAACAUAUUCUGGAUCGGCGCAGUGAUAUACGUCUUCGGAGGGAUAGUAGUCCUUCUGUUUUUGCGCACAGACAUUCAACCUUGGGCAAUGGCGCCAGACGAAGUUAGUCCUGAUGUCAUCUUUCUCGAGGACGUCUCAAACGCCCCAAACCAGAAGCACAACGAACAGCAAACGACUAGAGAAAAUGCUGAAUUAAUUUAGAUGACACGAAAAUGGCAUUUUCGUGCUGCUAUUCCGUGCAAAACUAUGCUUACAAUUUACAAAUACUUCAUACUUAUCCAGUUUUUGUAGUCAUAUUUUGUAGUGUAUGGAGGUUUUGUUUACUUUGUGCCUGAGUGCUUGCUUGUGUUUCUAUAGUUGCUUCCAGUCUUCAAGUUUCCUGCUAUAUUAUGGAGGCCAGCGAAAAAUAUGUAUGAAAAAGUAAUGAAUAAAAGAAUCACAAAACCUCAGGUAGUGAUGAAAAGGUCACGUCAGAGAUUCACCAGAAUGAUGGGUCAUCACUAGGAUGGCGUAGUGGCAGAGCGUUCGACUAUGAAGCGGGGAGACCCGGGUU
Branchiostoma belcheri (Belcher's lancelet) is the source of this 1964-nucleotide messenger RNA. RefSeq names its product sialin-like. Bases 104 to 1612 code for a protein of 502 amino acids. NCBI's taxonomy places the organism in Eukaryota, Metazoa, Chordata, Leptocardii, Amphioxiformes, Branchiostomatidae. The transcript is spliced from 12 exons. Gene Ontology annotation, biological process: transmembrane transport; monoatomic anion transport. The record is from RefSeq and is a predicted model, not a curated record. Gene Ontology annotation, molecular function: transmembrane transporter activity.